This is a messenger RNA of Pecten maximus, 1300 nucleotides long. RefSeq names its product transmembrane protein 205-like. The record is from RefSeq and is a predicted model, not a curated record. Lineage: Eukaryota; Metazoa; Mollusca; Bivalvia; Pectinida; Pectinidae. The transcript is spliced from 4 exons. Bases 175 to 885 code for a protein of 236 amino acids.
UCCUGUAAAACGUCUUUCCCGGUACAGACGACCCCGUAAUAUACGUAUCACAGUACGUAACGUGCGUAAUAUCGUCAAAAUAUAUCACAUUUUGUUUCAUGAUGACGUAGACGUGAAAUCGUACGUGCCGACAAUCAGGACGGUAAUGUGUAUAUAUAACGAAUUAUCUGGCUAAUGAUAAAUUACAGAUUACAGAAAUGUGCAUCAGUAUCUAUAAAGGAUUGUGACUGGUUACUAUCAUUACUUUCGAACUUCAUCAUGAUGAACUUAAGAAUCCCGCAGAUCCGCUACCUCGCCGCAAUUGUGGCCACCAUAUCUCUCAGCUUUGCUUUGUAUCCAAGCAAGUCUUUAAUGGGUCAAAGUUCAAGGGUGUUCAACUUUCUGUAUUUCUUCACAUUUAUAUCACACUAUGGAGCGCAAUUUUGGAUGACGUUUGUAGCAGGACUUUUGCUGUUUUUCAAUCUACCACGCAUCUGGUUUGGCCACGUGCAGAGCAAACUGUUCCCGCUGUUUUUCUGUUUCGGGUUUGUAACGUCAUCCGUUACCAUAGCAAUCUUUGCAUCUCAUCAUAAACAUGGCAGCCACGAUGUACAACUACAGAUAGCCGCACUAUUGAUCAGUCUCGGGGCGGACUUUAUCAACGCAUUCCUUCUGUCACCCAUAAUAGUCGAAAGCAUGCUUACCCGUUUCUCCCUGGAGAAGAAAUCCGGUAAAGCGUACGAGGUCGGCUUCACAGACUUGUCCGAACUCCUUGUAAACCCAGAGUACGCAUGCGUCAAUCGGACCUUCAGAUUAUCUCACGGAUUAAGUGGAGGGAUCAAUAUGAUUGGUUUGGCGGCCAACACGUUCCAUUUGUACCACAUAGCAAUGACAAACGAUGUCUGACGUCCGAAUAGGUGGUAUAGGAAUACAGCCUUCAUUCCACUUCCGGUGCUUCCAAACAAUACCGGAAGUAAGUUCACAAAGACCCGGAACAAUCGUGUCCGUCCAGGAAGUAUCGUUCACAAAUGAUGCCGAAUUUCAACUAAAAAAUACGUUCAUGUCGAAUGAGAAAGUUUAGUGGAUAGUUUUCUUCUGGAGGACGGGUUUUGCAGAUGCAUUGUAUGCAAUGAGUUCGAUAUUGCAGGAAAAUACAAACAUAGAGGUUCCCAUGAGUGUCAGGCAGUGACGUUUGACUUCAAUGUCAACUGUGUUGUCACUAGCGUUUGUUAAAAGAUGGUUUUGUGUCUCAUUCUGACGGAUUAAAAGAGCAGGAAGUCAUCUGAAUUACUUCAUAAAUAUCGUUUGAAAUGCAAACUAA